Trypanosoma rangeli is the source of this 579-nucleotide messenger RNA. RefSeq lists its product as uncharacterized. Bases 1 to 579 code for a protein of 192 amino acids. The record is from RefSeq and is a predicted model, not a curated record. Lineage: Eukaryota; Euglenozoa; Kinetoplastea; Trypanosomatida; Trypanosomatidae. The transcript has a single exon.
AUGGGCUUCACUGUCUUUGUAAGUGCGAUUGGGUCUCAGCCGGAGGUUACCGCUGAUGUGCAGUACAACUCUCCACUCCUCCUCUGCCCAUGGACAAAAAAUGAGGUGCUUCUCGCAAUAAUGUGGACACUCGAGUGUAGUUUGCGUGACCCGUGUGGAAGCCGUCGUCGUGCUUCGUGGAUACAUCGAUACGUUACGAGCACCAAACUUCACCUGCCCUUUAUGGCCACAGGUCUGGCUCGGUGGAGUUGGCUGAAACGCUGGCUGCGGCGUUUGAUGUCCCUGGCUGAGAUGACUUUGUUCGCUCGAAUGUCGUGUGCGUUGCUUAUUGCUCUUGAACUUGAACUGGUGGAGAGUGAAGGUGGCUGGAGCGUGCUGCCGCGUGGCACGGGGGCCCAAUGUUGCUGCUGGACAUCCUCAACGAGCAGGGCACGGCGGCGACGAGGCGGGGGACGCGAGGGAAGACGUAUCACACAAACAGAUAUGAAGGUGGGUUGCGCGGCUUCGAUGAGCGUAUCUAGGCUGAGGCUGCAGAGGCGUCUAUGGAAGCUUUUCUCAAUGAGCAGCCGACGUGUGUGA